This is a messenger RNA of Tupaia belangeri chinensis (Chinese tree shrew), 2457 nucleotides long. RefSeq names its product zinc finger and BTB domain-containing protein 5-like. Gene Ontology annotation, molecular function: DNA-binding transcription factor activity, RNA polymerase II-specific; RNA polymerase II cis-regulatory region sequence-specific DNA binding; protein binding. The record is from RefSeq and is a predicted model, not a curated record. Gene Ontology annotation, biological process: regulation of transcription by RNA polymerase II. NCBI's taxonomy places the organism in Eukaryota, Metazoa, Chordata, Mammalia, Scandentia, Tupaiidae.
ACUCAACACUUUCUAAGUCUUAACAUUUUCUUUUUUGCUUUUCCUGUAGGAUCAUGGAUUUUCCUGGUCACUUUGAACAGAUCUUCCAGCAACUAAACUACCAGAGACUACAUGGCCAGCUCUGUGAUUGUGUCAUCGUAGUGGGGAACAGACAUUUUAAAGCCCACCGCUCGUGCAGCACACACUUCUGAACCCUGUUCUCAGUGGCAGAGGGAGAUCAAACCAUGAACAUGAUCCAGCUGGAUAGCGAGGUAGUGACAGCAGAGGCCUUUGCUGCACUGAUCGACAUGAUGUACACCUCCACCCUCAUGCUGGGGGAGAGCAAUGUUAUGGAUGUCUUAUUGGCAGCCUCUCACCUGCAUUUGAACUCUGUUGUUAAGGCAUGUAAACAUUACUUGACCACAAGGGCAUUGCACAUGUCUCCUCCCAGUGAGAGUGUUCAGGAGCAGAGUGCCCACCUGCAGCGCUCUUUUAUGCUACAGCAACUGGGACUAAGCAUUGUGAGCUCAGCCCUCAAUUUCAGCCAGAGUGGUGAGGAGCAGCCAGCCCCCAUGAGCUGGUCCAUGUGGGGUAACCUGGACCAGCGGACACUCUUCCUCAUGAGGCGCCUCCACAAGCACAAGCAGUCUGCAGAGGAGCGGGCCAGACAGCGCCUCCGAGCCCCCAUGGAUGAGUCUACCAUUUCUGAUGUUGCCCCAGAGAAUGGGCCUUCAGGGGUCCAUUCUAGGGAGGAGUUCUUUUCACCAGAUUCUCUGAAAAUUGUGGAUAAUCCUAAAGCUGAUGGAAUGAACGACAACCAGGAAGAUGGUACCAUCAUGUUUGACCAGACUUAUGGUGCUCAGGAAGAUGCCCAGGUGCCCAGCCAGUCUGACAACAGUGCUGGCAACAUGGCACAAUUGUCCAUGGCCUCCCGUGCAACUCAAGUUGAGGAUCAUUUUGAGCAGGAAGCUGCAACUGAGAAAAAUGGUUUUCAGUGUGAAAAUCCUGAGGUUGGCCUUGGUGAGAAGGAGCACAUGAGAGUGGUGGUAAAAUCUGAGCCUCUGAGCUUGCCUGAGCCUCAGGAUGAGGUGAGUGAUGUUACUUCACAGGCAGAAGGCAGCAAAUCUGUGGAAGUGGAAGGAGUCGUGGUCAGUGCUGAGAAGAUAGACCUCAGCCCUGAAAGCAGUGACCGGAGAUUUUCAGAUCCCCAUGGGGGUGAUAGGGUGGGUGAUAUCCACAUUCUGGAAGUCACAAAUAACCUAGAACAUAAGUCCACUUUUAGUAUUUCAAAUUUUCUUAACAAGAGCAGAGGAAGUAACUUUAAUGCAAAUCAGAACAAUGAUGACAAUAUCCCAAACACCACUAGUGACUGCAGGCUGGAGGGUGAGGCCCCUUAUUUGUUGAGUCCAGAGAUUGGGCCUGCAGGUGGGCCCUCCUCUGCCCCUGGCUCCCAUGUGGAGAACCCAUUUAGUGAGCCUGCAGACUCCCACUUUGUUAGGCCCAUGCAGGAGGUGAUGGGCCUGCCAUGUGUGCAGACUUCAGGCUACCAAGGAGAACAGUUCGGGAUGGAUUUUUCCAGGUCUGGGUUGGGCCUUCACUCUUCCUUCUCCAGGGUUAUGAUGGGUUCCCCCAGAGGAGGAACCAGUAACUUUCCAUACUACUGCCGCAUAGCUCCCAAAAUGCCAGUUGUAACUUCUGUCAGGAGCUCGCAGAUCCCAGAAAACUCUGCCAGUUCUCAGCUAAUGAUGAAUGGGGCCACAUCCUCAUUCAAAAAUGGCCAUCCUUCACAGCCUGGUCCCCCACAGUUGACCAGGGCAUCUGCUGAUGUCCUGUCAAAGUGCAAGCAGGCCUUAUCAGAGCACAAUGUCUUGGUUGUAGAGGGAGCUCACAAAUAUGCCUGCAACGUCUGCAAAACUUUUCUGACCUUGACAGAUUGCAAAAAGCACAUCCAUGUUCACACAAGUGAAAAACCCUAUGCCUGCCUGAAGUGUGGCAAGAGGUUCAGUCAGUCGAGCCAUCUGUAUAAACACUCAGAGAUGACCUGCCUGCGCUGGCAGAGCAGCAACCUCCCCAGCACUUUGCUCUAACUGUGUGUCCCCGUGACACAACACUGAGGCCAGUUGCGGGACCGAAACUAACAUCUCUCCUGGUAGGCGGUUAAUGCCAGAAAGCUUGAGACUCUGGCUGCCCAGUGGCUCUAGCCAAUUUCCUCAGCAAACAGGUGAACUGUAGCACUUGUGCCGCUGCACUUCGAGUGGAAGGCACACUUGGGAGAGGGAUGCGAUCCCUGACACGGAGUUCUUCUAUAGGGUUGAGCGAUAGUCAUAAAAGUAGUUUGUAAUUGAUGUUGUUAUAAGUGGCACAUUUAAAAAUUGAAGUGCAAAAAAAAAUUUUUUAGCAAUUUUUGUAAAACUCUGUGAAGCAUUUAAUUAAAUUUCCUAUACCCUCUGAUGGGAAUAUUAUGUCCCUGUACAGUGA